Messenger RNA from Scophthalmus maximus (turbot), 5693 nucleotides. RefSeq names its product corin, serine peptidase (gene corin). NCBI's taxonomy places the organism in Eukaryota, Metazoa, Chordata, Actinopteri, Pleuronectiformes, Scophthalmidae. The transcript has 24 exons. Gene Ontology annotation, molecular function: serine-type endopeptidase activity; protein binding. Gene Ontology annotation, cellular component: membrane. The record is from RefSeq and is a predicted model, not a curated record. Gene Ontology annotation, biological process: acrosome reaction; proteolysis. Bases 65 to 3445 code for a protein of 1126 amino acids.
UCGUGUCCCCGGGCUCCGGAGCGGCGCCCAGAGGAGAUGGUCUCGCGCUCGGCAGCAGCAGGUCAUGUUGUCCGCGCGGCGGGAACCGACCUGCCCGCGUGUCACCUUCAGUGGAGCGGGGGGCGCGACGACUCCGGCUCGAGGACCCGAGACGGGGACGGGCGGGGAGGCGUGUCCUCACAAGCUGGCAUCCACCAAUCACCUGCGACUGCUCCUCUACAUCCUGAUCCCCACCGUGAGCCUGCUGGCCGGUCUCCUGCUGCUCAUCCUCACCCUCACUGGUAUAUUCGGCAGCGGCCUCCUGGACUCCAGCCCCCUCGCCUCCCCCGAGCCCAUCGCCGACAGUGACCCCGGUCACCACGGCAACAGCACAAACCCCCUCCCCACCUUUGAGGCCGAGACCGCCUCGCCCUCCCCCUCCCCCUCGCUACAAAUCCACGACGGCAGCUCUGACGAUGACGUGUACCAUGACGAGAGCACACCUGCGACGGCUGCCAGCUCUCUCCCACCUUCCUCCUCUCAGGCCACGCCCACUCAGCCCUUCACAAACUCUCCUGAUUGGCUGAGCUCUGUGACAUCGCUGAGCUCCGCCUGGCCGACCAGCGCCGCCACGACACCUGACACAGGCGUCUGUCAGCUGAUCGCCGAGCCGCAGUGUCACAUGCUCCCCUACAAUCAAACAUGGCUGUCCUCCUCCGUCGCCGUGGUGAAGAGCUCGGAGGUAGACAUGUUGCUAAGGUUCUUCAGCUACCUCAGCAGACUCUCCUGCUACAGACACAUCAUGCUGUUCGGCUGCUCGCUGGCGCUGCCUGAGUGCGUCACCGGCGCCGACGGCUCGCACAACAGACAGGUCGUGCUGCCGUGUGCGUCGUUCUGCGAGGCGGCGAGGGAAGGCUGCGAGCCCGUCCUCCAGAUGUUCAACGCCUCCUGGCCCGACUUCCUGCGCUGCUCUCAGUUCAGCAACGUCACUUUCACUUCACCACCGCCGUCGCCGACUUUGUCGACGUCGCCAUCGUCGCCGCCCACAGUGACCGCAGGCCCCGCCCCUCCUGCCUGCUACACGCCGCGUCAGAUCAAAGGGAAACCAUCUGUGUGCGGCGGGAAGGACCACUUCCUUUGCGCAACGGGGAUUUGCGUCCCCCAGAAACUGGUGUGUAACGGCUACAAUGACUGCGACGACUGGAGCGACGAAACACACUGCAUCUGCACCGAUGGAGAGUUCCGCUGUAACACCGGUCGGUGUCUCUCGCCCGCUUUGGUGUGUGACGGUUAUGACGACUGUGGAGACGUGAGCGACGAACUGGACUGUGUGUGCGAUGUGGCUCGUGAGCAUCGUUGUGGUGACGGUCGCUGUGUGUCCAGAGACUGGCUGUGUGACGGAGACCACGACUGUCUGGACAAGUCUGAUGAGCUCAACUGCUCCUGUAAGAGUCAGGGUCUGUUGGAGUGCAGGAACGGUCAGUGUGUCCCGUCUGCGUUUCGUUGCGACGGAGAGGACGACUGUAAAGACGGCAGCGACGAGGAGCACUGUAGCAGCGAGCAGACUCAGAGUGUGUGUGUUCCCGGUCAGCCCAGCUGUAUCUCCUCCUGUCCGUCCGUCUGUGCGGCGGGCAGCGCCACAUGUGACCCCAGACACAACAACAACAACAACAACUGCACUCGCUGUGAGCCCAUCAGCCUGGAGCUGUGCAUGAACCUGCCCUACAACCUGACCAGCUACCCCAACUUCCUGGGUCACCUGUCUCAGCGGGAGAGCUCCGUGUCCUGGGAGUCCUCGCUGUUCCCUGCGCUGGUCCAGACCGGCUGCUACCAGUACCUCAUGUUCUACGCCUGCACGCUGCUCGUACCGAAGUGUGACCCCGUCAGCCUGCAGAGGGUCCCGCCCUGCAGGUCGUUGUGUCGUAGCGCGAAGGAGAAGUGCGAGUCGGUGCUCGGCAUUGUGGGUCUGCAGUGGCCCGAGGACUCGGACUGUAGUCAGUUUCCAGAGGAGGGGGGUAACGCCACAUGCCUGCUGCCGGAGGCCGGGGUGGAAGAGUGCUCCCCCAGCCACUUCAAGUGUCGGUCGGGUCGCUGCGUGCUUGCGUCCAAGCGCUGCGACGGACACCUGGACUGUGACGACCACAGCGACGAGGAGAACUGCGGCUGCUCUGAGCGCGCCCUGUGGGAGUGUCCCGGCAGCAACGUGUGCAUUAAAGCCAGCAUGAUCUGCGACGGCAUCCCAGACUGCCCCCUGCUGGUGGACGAGGCCAACUGCUCGGUGUGCAGAGACAACGAGCUGUCCUGCAACAACCACCAGUGUGUUCACCGCACACUGUGGUGCGACGGGAAGAAACACUGCUCGGACAGUUCAGAUGAGUGGAACUGUGUGUCUCUGUCCGAUCGAUCGGGUUCUGUACUGACGGUGUACAGGACGGCAGCAGAGUAUCAGGUCUGUGCCGACGAGUGGAGCCACGAGCUGAGUGAACUGACCUGCAACCAGCUGGGACUAGGGGUUCCCUCCUCGGUCGCCAUGGUAGCCGACCAGACCGGAGUCCCAGGCCGUCGCCGCUGGUUACACGUCCACCCCGAGUGGAACCUGAGGAACGGUUCCGCUCUGCAGGCCCGACUGGAGAAGAGAAGUCAUGCGUGUCAUUCCAGGAGAAGAGUGUCGUUGUUCUGCACCAGAGAAGAGUGCGGUGUCCGUCCAGCCGUGGGCCUCUUCCCCCACCGGAGGAAGAGGAUCCUGGGAGGGCGGGUGACCCGACGGGGGGCGUGGCCCUGGCAGUGCUCGCUGCAGAGCGGGCAGAGCGGACACGUCUGCGGCUGCGUGCUCAUCGCCCGGAGGUGGGCUCUGACCGUCGCCCACUGCUUCGAGGGGAGGGAGAGCGCCGAUCUGUGGAAGGUGGUGCUCGGCCUCAACAACCUGGACCAUCCCGGCGUCCACAGCCAGAGCCGCGGUGUGCGCUCCAUCAUCGUACACCCGCGCUACAACCGGGCGGUGGUCGACUACGACAUCAGCGUGGUGCAGCUGGAGUCUGAGGUGGAGGAGACGGCGUUCGUCAGACCCGUGUGUCUGCCGCAGCCCGGCCAGCUCCCGUCGCCCGACUCCUACUGUUACAUCACCGGCUGGGGUCACAUGGGCAACAGGAUGCCCUUCAAGCUGCAGGAGGGGGAGGUCCGGAUCAUCUCUCUGUCUCAGUGUCAGUCUUACUUUGACAUGAAGACCAUCACUCCCAGGAUGCUUUGCGCCGGUUACGAAGCCGGAACCGUCGACUCCUGCAUGGGCGACAGCGGCGGCCCGUUGGUGUGCGAGGAGGACGCCGGGCGCUGGACGUUGUUCGGCCUGACGUCGUGGGGCAGCGUGUGCUUCAGUAAAGUGCUCGGACCCGGAGUUUACAGCAACGUGACGCACUUCACCCCCUGGAUCCAACAGCAGAUCUACAUCCACACAUACCUGACCGACUGACACACACACACACACGCAAAGCGCUUUCAUUCCAGGGGGAAGUGAUGUCAUCGUCGUUCUCUCACACACACACACACACACACACCUUCCCCUCCUCUACCUGUGCCUAUAUCUAUACUGAGAGCCUUCAGAUGCUACCUGCCGUACGAGCAGUGGUAUGAACUCGUGAGCUAAUAGAGCUGCUGCUGUCGUUGUUAACAAAGAGAAUAGAUCUCACUAACAUAAUGAGUUCAUAUUUUACUAUGGGAGCAAAACAUUAACAUUCACAGCUUCUGUUGACGCGUCAUCGACUCGAGAGUUAGUAGUUUAUUUGUGGCUUAGCAGCAGCAGUGACGGACUGGAGAAACACUUUAAUAGUUUAAUAUUGUGUUCAUAUACUCCAAAGUGAACUGAGCUCAUCGCUCCAACCGUCUGCUUCCUCGUCCGCACGCUAAGUCAAACUCUCAUUCGUUCGAUCGGACGUCGUCACAGAGUUCAGGCGUUCAGACCUGAAGUUCUCAAAGCUGCUAAAAACAGACCAGCCGAGCGCUCAGCGUCCCACAAUGCUUCACUCUCUAGUGCCUGUACUGACCCUCACAGCAACAACAACCUGUUACCUGUACAAUGUCCGACUGUACGUGUGUACUGUACGUAUGUACUGUACAUGUGUACUGUACGUGUGUACUGUACGUGUGUACUGUACGUGUGUGAGUGAGAGACGGAGAGAGAGGAGUCUUUAUUAGUUCUUCUGCCUCUCAACACCAGGCAACUUAAUUGAGCAACUUUGAUGGACAACAUCAGAUGAUCACGUUAUUAACACACACUUCAUUCACAUAUUUUAUACUCGAGGACAGAAACAUUAAUAUCCUGAUAUAUAUUCUUAUCCUGUGCUCUUGUGUUUUAUUUGUAAAAGAGAAUCUCAGGAUUUCUGGGAGCUCCGUCCAGUCCAUCCUGCUCCAGCUCACGUUAACACCCGUACUAACGUGUAUAAACAGUUAAUAACUCGCUGUGAUCUAGUUAUAAGUGUUUAUUAAUGUACCUCACAACUCACGUGACACUUCUGUGCAAACAUUAUGAACGAGAAUAUAGUGAAACGACCGUGGACAAGAACUGAGCAUUAAUAAACAAGUCACAGAUGUAGAUGUAAAAGAUGAAUAGGGAGUUCAUUGAAAUGUUGAAAUGUUCUUAACUGUAGCACAGUGCUAAUGCAGACAACUAAUUAGCAUUGAUUCAUGACGUCAGCUAAGUGAGCUAAAUCAGCUUGAACUGUUCAUUUACGACCUAAUUGGUCAAACUGUCGUAUUAAAAGACGCCAUUUUGGAUAGCUACCUAGGUAUCUCUCAGCUAGCUAGCUAGCUAGCAGACUCUCGCUAACACAAACGAUUAACUGCCAAAUUAGCGCCAGCUAGAUUGUGAAGCACAAACGUAGCAUAUUGCCGACAUGGAUCAUUGAUUAAUGUUUUUUCAUAACGCUGCCACACGUUAGCACUAAGCUACAUUAAUGUAUGCUAUUUUUAGCAUAGCUAGCUAGACUCUACAGCUACACGUAACUAGCAGGCUCAGCUGUUUCUCAACAGUUUGAUAUGAAUUGAAUGUUUCCUUUGUGUGAAUUCAGAAAAUUAUCCUUCCAAUCGUUGUUUUUUCAUUUUCGCCAACGACUCAUAAUCUGAUUGAUUUAGUUGGACGACCGGCGGCUGGAUCCACAUGUUCAAGGAAGAGUUGAAGCGGCGUCAACACACAGUUGUUUAAUGGCCUAGAGUUUGAUCUGGGUCACGUGGUGUCGUUGGCCAACUGAUUCAUUAGAAACAUGAACUGCUGGUUUGGUUUCCUGCAGUUUGGCUCAGAAUCACCUAAAACUAACAGAAGCAGAAAGUUGGACUUGAGGAAGUUCACACAUUUUAAUUUGACGAGUUGGAAUAAGAAAAUAGAACCUCAAGUCAAAGGGCAACACGUUUCUAUCCCAGAGUUGCCCAACCAGUUGCCCAACCAGUUGCCCGUUGUGUCGUCCAUGCGAAGGUCAAACUGACCUCCAGAACAUUCCGAGUGGUCGUCGUCCAUGUUGUUCUGUGCGUUUGGUUUUUUACGAGUAUUUUUCUACAGCUUUUUGUAAAUGUCAUGCUUCACACAGGACUGUUGGUAUGACUGUGUCCUGUACGUGUGUGUGUCCUGUACGUGUGUGUGUCCUGUACGUGUGUGUGUCCUGUACGUGUGUGUGUCCUGUACGUGUGUGUGUCCUGUACGUGUGUGUCCUGUACGUGUGUGUGUCCUG